CUAUACACAUGCACAUACACAAAUACAGGCGUACAGUCGCAACAUCUUAAAAAAAUUGAAACUUAUAUUUUGCAGCGUAAAAACUCAGUUGACCAAUUUGCACACAUCUAAUUCAGAGUUAGUUUGUAAUGAACCGUACCGUAGCACUCAAAUCAAUGUCGUAGGACCGCAAUUAGCAAGUGUAUCAAGCCAAUUCACAACAUGAUUGCAUCCGAAUCUGAGGCCAUAAACUCGGCCACUUAUGUGGAUAAUUAUCUCGAUUCCGUGGAGAAUCUGCCCGACGAUGUGCAACGCCAACUCUCUCGCAUACGGGAUAUCGACGUUCAGUACCGAGGAUUAAUACGGGACGUGGAUCAUUACUAUGACCUCUAUGUGCUGCAUCAGAACUCCCCCGACACCAAUCGCCGUUGCCGUUCCAUAACGCGCAUGCACCAGAGCCUUAUACAGGCACAGGAGCUGGGCGAUGAGAAAAUGCAAAUUGUGAAUCUACUGCAGGAGAUAAUAGACGGUAAGGUUAGACAAUUGGAUACAGAUCAAAAGAAUCUCGACUUGAAGGAAGAGCGUGAACGGUACGCACAGCUGGACGAUGGGCCACCCUCAAAACUGCAGCGGUUACAGAGUCCAAUGUGUGAUCAGGGCAACAGUGCGGGAAACAAUGUGUUAAAUAGUAGCGGAUUAGGCGGCAACACGGCCAACGUUUCGAAGGAGCAUUAUGGUGCACUGCCGUUCGGCGGUGUUAUUGGCGUGUCGGCCUCAACCGGUGGCGUCAGUGGUAAUGGCGGCAGCUCGACGCCCACCUAUGAUCGUUCCAACCAUAUGAGCAGUAGUGGCAAUGGCUACAAUGGCUCCUAUUGUGGCAGCAACAGUGACCUUCAGCGUUCGGGCAGCAAACGUUCAAGGCGACGCAACGAGAGUUUACCCAACAAUGGCAGCUCCACUGAAAUGGGCGGCAAUGAAUCCAAUUCAGCUAAUGAAGCUGGUAGCAGUGGGAAUGGAAACAGUGAACGCAAGUCUUCAAUGGCCAGUGGCAGUGGCUUGGGACAACGUAAGAGCCAAGUUCAGUUGGCAGGCGGAAACGUGGCCAGUGGAACAGGCGGAGCCGGCGGCAAUGGCGGCGGCAGCAAUUCCGGCAAAAAGAAGAAACGUAAAGUGCGCGGCGCGGGCGCUACAAAUACAGCGGCAAAUACUCGCGAGGAAACGCCACCGCCAGAGACCAUCGAUCCGGAUGAGCCAACGUAUUGCGUGUGCAACCAGAUUUCGUUUGGCGAAAUGAUACUCUGUGACAAUGACUUGUGUCCCAUCGAGUGGUUCCAUUUCUCGUGCGUUUCACUUGUGCUUAAACCGAAGGGCAAAUGGUUUUGUCCGAACUGCCGCGGCGAGCGACCCAACGUCAUGAAGCCGAAGGCGCAAUUUCUUAAGGAGCUGGAGCGCUACAAUAAGGAAAAAGAGGAGAAAACUUAAAUAAUGUUUGGUUAAAACAGUUUUUUGUGUUAAACACUCUUAGCCAUUACGAUUAGACCAGGGCUCAGCACUAUGUAAAUUAUUCGCUUCUUACAAUUAUAGUUAAUAUGUAAACAUACACCCAUUCGCAAAUUUAACUUUGUAUUGUAUUAUUACUUUCGCCCCAAUGCAUACCACAUUUUGCUUUCGGUGGUUUAAAAGGUUCGUCAAUAUCUGUAUAAACGUUCAAGCUAUAUAUAUACGAUGUAUAAAAUAAAAUU
Drosophila hydei is the source of this 1721-nucleotide messenger RNA. RefSeq names its product inhibitor of growth protein 1. Gene Ontology annotation, biological process: positive regulation of DNA-templated transcription. The transcript has 3 exons. The record is from RefSeq and is a predicted model, not a curated record. NCBI's taxonomy places the organism in Eukaryota, Metazoa, Arthropoda, Insecta, Diptera, Drosophilidae. Gene Ontology annotation, cellular component: nucleus. Bases 202 to 1461 code for a protein of 419 amino acids.